GUCAGCUGACUGGCACCGCCUCUGCCCGCCGUCACAACAGAGAGCUGCCUGCCUGACAGCUAGCUAGCAGCCGAGGUCCUGCUGUCGGACCGCCGUGUGUUAUGUUUCUCGGAGCCAGGACCGUAGUCGGAGGUUUGUGCACCACCAGCUCAUGGCGGCUGAAAUUCAGCCUCAACCUCAGGCUCGGAAGCCUUGCCUCCUGAGCAAAAUCGAUGCUUUCCAGGAGGUGGUGAGCACAGCGGUGAUAAUUCCCAAAGAAGACGGCGUUAUCAGCGUGUCUGAAGACAGGACUAUUCGGGUAUGGUUGAAGAGAGACAGUGGUCAGUACUGGCCCAGCAUCUACCACACAAUGCCAUCAUCAAGCUCCUGUAUGUCCUUUAACCCGGAGACCAGGAGACUAUCUGUGGGGAUGGACACUGGGAGUAUCUGUGAGUUUGUUCUGUCAGAAGACUACAACAAGAUAACCCCAGCACGCACCUACCAGGCUCAUCAGGGCAGGGUGACGGUGGUGCUGUUUGUGCUGGAGAUGGAGUGGCUGCUGAGCACGGGGCAGGAUAAAAGCUUCACCUGGCACUGCUCAGAGAGCGGCCAGCAGCUGGGGACAUAUCGCACCGCAGCCUGGGUCUCAGGACUACAGUUCGACGUGGAGACCAGACACGCCUUCGUAGGGGAUCAGUCUGGUCAGGUGACCAUCCUGAAGCUGGAGCAGGACAUCUGCAGCCUGGUCACCACCUUCAAAGGACACACUGGUACCCACACACAAGCACCUAGUGUCCUAAUUGAAGCACAAAUGAUUAAUUUCUUGAAAUGUGCGUUUCCACAGACCCCAGAAUGGCUGGACAGCGACUCCUGUCAGAAGUGUGAGCAGCCUUUCUUCUGGAACUUCAAACAGAUGUGGGACAGUAAGAAGAUCGGCCUACGUCAGCACCACUGCAGGAAGUGCGGCCAGGCAGUGUGCGGCAAAUGUUCGUCCAAACGCUCCACCAUCCCCCUCAUGGGAUUCGAGUUCGAGGUGCGCGUGUGUGACAGCUGCCACGAGUCCAUCAGUGACGAGGAUCGAGCACCCACAGCCACCUUCCACGACAGCAAGCACAGCAUUGUUUACAUGCACUACGAGCCCACCACUGGGAAUCUGCUCACCUCUGGCACUGACAAGAUCGUCAAGCUCUGGGACAUGACUCCUGUGGUGUCCUGAGAUCUGUGGAUAACAAGCAGUCAGCAGAAAUCUCUGUUUGACAAACUGUCGAGGUGCCAGUGCCACUGGGAAGAGAAACGGGGUGAGAGCUCCAGCAGGAUCGAUGUCAUCUGGAUAAUAUUUAGCAGUUUUUUAACGUGCAGCGGUGGCUGUUGAACAUUUACAGCGAGGACACUGCAGGCCAGUGAAGCCUGAGAACCAUACAGGCUUUGUUUGCCGGUGGAUUGCGGGUCUCUCUCUGUGCAUGUGUGUCUGUACAGUGUGCGAAAGGUUGAGGCAUUUCCCUUUGUAAGUUAUCGACACACCUCAUUUACUUAAUUUCCACGCAUUCCUUUCCAGUUUCAAACUGGAAAUUCAUGAAACAGUCUUAUGAAACCUGCUUGCACUGCGGGAACUUGUCAAACCCAGACUUUACUUUCUGUAGAUGUGAAGCACCUUGUUAAACAGACCGGCGAAAUCAAACCUGCGUUCCUACUGAACUGGCUGCAGAUCCUUAACAAAACAGGAGCUUGUGAUUUUCAUUUGCACCAGCAGCUGUUCAGACCUGCACGUGUUGUUUUUUACCUUCUGCAGACAGAAUUUAAACGUGACGCUGCUUUUAUUAUAUUCCAUUCAACAUUAGGUACCUGCCACCUGUUAUAGUGACAACCUAAACUGACCUGUUUAACACCAAAUGUCGUCUUUUUGGCAUAACAUACUGACACAACCCUCAGACACUAGGCUUUGUUGUCUGUAUAUACAGGCUGAUAAUACAAAAAAUGUUUGUAGUUGAAAUAGCAGCAAAGCGUGAGCCUCCAAACUGCCCAGUUCUCUCACAAACUUAGUUUCAUUUAGGUUUUCCCAACUAUUUCAUUUAUUUUAUUGUUUUCGUAUAAUCAUCAACGCAGCAUGGCACUCACACGUGUCCUAAGAGCAGAAAAUACAACAUGUUCAUAGUAAGCACUGAACAUUUGGGUGUUUUACAGGUUUAAAUGUCAAAAAUAGAACCUAAAAUAAAAAUAGCCUCGAGCAGUAAAAAAUAAAUAAAACAUGUGUCACUCGUGUAGAUGUUCUAGUUCUUGCCUGUAAAUGCUGCUCGUGAGCAUUAAUGUCUGCAGGUGUGCUGUUUCUCAGGUGCUUCACAUCACUCACUGUGUGCGCUUAUUAUACAAAUCAUGUUUUGUUUUUGUUUUUCGUCUGGUCUGACCUGACAGUAUCAUCCGAGGGAGACUUUUUCUUAGGCUGCAACACCCGAUAUCAAGCACUAGAGGGAAGAAGUAGCAUAAAACGCUUAAAAAAACCUGCAUAAACUACAUUACCUACAUUAGGAGCUUUAUGUCGUCUGUACUCUCUGUAAUGCUGGUGUGCAAACACACGGAGGCCUCAGAUGUAGAUGCACCCAGUCCACUGAGUGUUCAAAGACUGGAUAUCAUGCAGACCUCGUGGCGUUUUCAUACUGGUGAUGCUCUUUGGUUUGCAACCUCACCGCGCUUCUGUAUCAUGUCAGAACAAGCAAAUUUGUAACAAAUUGACAGUAUGAGCAAGAAAUCCAAAGUUUACAAGGUUGGGAAGUUUUCAAGGAUACUAAUGAUACUGCAGACUCUUGUUGUAGUGUAAGCACACACAGUGUUUAUCUCAACCCACUGAUGUGCAGAGCGCACCUUUCAGAUUGUGUAAUCUAGCAUGAAGCCAGCUGACAUUUUCUACUUCCUGUCCUUUACAGCAGAACUGUUUUCUGAGAUUAUUUAUUAUUGUAAGUGUGGUUUAAACGUUUUUUGACAUUCAAAAGCACAUAUCAUCAAGCUCGUCAGUGGCAGCAUGCACGUGUACCAGAAUAGAAAGUAAGCUAACGAACACGGCGUUGAUUUGUCCCCAUUGUUACUGUUUUUUAAACGUCUCAAUACUGACUGACUUUACUGUCGAUGCACUGGAAUCAACAAGCAAAAACAUCUCAAGUUCAUGCUGUGAAGACUAAGUAUGUCUUUAGUUAUCGUUACACUUGUGCUUUAAUGAUCUGCUCAGCCGAUAACUAUUAAUGUUCGUACAGUUCAAGCCCAAAGAUGAGAUUUUCUACAACUACAGAACGAUCACUUUACAGCCACGAAUAAAAGUAUAGCAGCUGUUUACUUGUGAAUGUGAAACUUUGGGUACUAAGACUUUAAAGGUCCUUACCAGUGUUUCAGCUCCGUUAUAGAAAUGGUGUCAUUUCGAAUGCACAGCAAGCUCAUUUAUUGUCACUCUGUAUUGAAUCUAAUGUAAUGUGGUGCCUGCGUGGAACAGGAGUACAAAAACAUCCAAAGAACUGCAACAAAGCAGCUUUUUUCUUUGCUGGCAUCAUGUGAAGUGCACGUGGAAGUGAUAAUUGGUGCAGUCUGGGUUUUCACAAUGAUGUGAGAACCCAGACUGCACAGGAGAUGCACGUCUUUCUAGAUACUAAUACAGGAUUUCUGCAUUCAAAAUGAAUGGAUGCAAUAAAUCCGUCUUUGGCCAGUGGUCUGUGUUUCUGUCCCAGGAAAGAAAACAAUUGUUGUUGUGUCCUUCAAUGUAAUUAUGUGUAUAAAUUACAUAUUAAAAGAGGAGGUAUUCACCUGCUCAACUAUAUUUGA
Neolamprologus brichardi is the source of this 3780-nucleotide messenger RNA. Lineage: Eukaryota; Metazoa; Chordata; Actinopteri; Cichliformes; Cichlidae. The record is from RefSeq and is a predicted model, not a curated record.